Molecule: messenger RNA, 165 nt
Organism: Protopolystoma xenopodis
Lineage: Eukaryota; Metazoa; Platyhelminthes; Monogenea; Polystomatidea; Polystomatidae
Source: the annotation of a GenBank genome assembly
AACUCCUCGGAUAUUUACUUUCUGCUCGGGCGGGAGGGCCUCGACGGGCAGAUGAGUCAGGCACCUGUCAAGCCCUCCGCCCGGUCUCGAGCCCAAGCGCCGACUGGUAGUCGGUUGGCCGUCGCCAGAAAGACCGUCCACUACGAGGCCCUGUUUCGGCGUUAG